This is a messenger RNA of Solanum pennellii, 1105 nucleotides long. Its product is annotated as transcription factor MYB20-like. NCBI's taxonomy places the organism in Eukaryota, Viridiplantae, Streptophyta, Magnoliopsida, Solanales, Solanaceae. The transcript is spliced from 3 exons. Bases 168 to 917 code for a protein of 249 amino acids. The record is from RefSeq and is a predicted model, not a curated record.
UCUGUACGCAUCUUUUCUUUGCUUCGAAUAUAAACUUCUUUUUUCCUUAGAGAAAUGAUUGUCUACUACUCUAAUCAUUAGUAUUAUAACUACUUAUUAUAUAUGUGGCCUUCUUCCUCUCUUUACUAGUUUUAGCUCGCUUCUCCAAUUAAAAUUUAAAAAUAAAAAUGGGAAGGCAACCUUGUUGUGAUAGAGUUGGAUUGAAGAGAGGUCCAUGGACUAUAGAAGAAGAUCAUAAGCUUGUCCAUUUUAUUCUCAAUAACGGCAUUCAGUGUUGGCGAACUGUUCCCAAGCUUGCAGGCUUGCAAAGAUGUGGGAAAAGUUGUAGAUUGAGAUGGAUUAAUUAUCUGAGACCUGAUUUGAAAAGAGGCGCGCUAUCUGAAGCUGAAGAGGAUCAGAUUAUAGAGCUUCAUGCUCGUCUCGGUAACAGGUGGUCUAAGAUAGCAUCGUAUUUUCCAGGGAGGACAGAUAACGAGAUAAAAAACCAUUGGAAUACUCGGAUUAAGAAGAGAUUACAGGUUAUGGGAAUAGACCCUUUAACUCACCAACCAAUUGACAAGGAACAUGAAACAGAUGAGUUGUUGUCAAUAACAGAGACAUAUUAUGAUAAAAGAAAUGAAACAGAGAACAACAUUGAAAAUGCUAAUGAUAUUUCACUACCAAACAAUAGGUUGAGUGAAAAUAUCAAUGGGGAGUUAUGGAACAAAAGUUUUAAAACUAUAUCGACUUGUUACAGUCCUUCAAUUUCUUUGGAAUCUAUCAAUUUCUCAACAACAUCAACUGCUACUGAAUCAUCAAGUAAUGUAGCUGCUGCACCCGCAGAAGAAGAUUCUGUACAACAAUGGAUGGAUUCGAUAUUCUCAUGUGCGAUCAAUCAACUAGAAGAGGAUUUGUUCCUUUUGAGAAAAUACAAUUGAUAAUUCUGCAACUUUUCUUCUCCCACUCUGUUCUUUGUUUUCUUAUUUAUAGAAUUGUUCUUCAAAAUUAGAAAAGGAAAAACAAGUACAGGGAGACGAGUUUCCUCUUCGUUACUUUGGCUGUAAUUUAUAUUUCUUUGUGCUAUAUAGAACUUAGUGAAAUUUUAAUCGUAAGUUCUACAAAUUUA